CUGGCUGCGGGGCGGCCGCCCCCGUCUCCGCCCCGCGCCGCCAGCCCGCGCCGGCGAGGGGCAGCGGCGGGAGCGGCUCCGCGGUGGCGCAGCGGCGCCGGCGGGAUGCGGCGGGCAGCGGGAGCGGGGGCGCCGCGGCGGCGGCGGCUGCUGCUGGCGGCGGCGGUGCUGGGGGCCCUGUGGUGCGCCGCGGCGGCGGGCGGCGGGGGCCGGCGGCGGGCGGCCAGCCUGGGCGAGAUGCUGCGGGAGGUGGAGGCGCUCAUGGAGGACACGCAGCACAAGCUGCGCAACGCGGUGCAGGAGAUGGAAGCUGAAGAGGAAGGGGCAAAAAAGCGGUCAGAAGUAAACUUUGAAAACUUGCCUCCCACCUACCAUAAUGAGUCCGACACAGAAACCAGAAUUGGUAAUAAGACUGUUCAGACUCACCAAGAAAUUGAUAAGGUCACAGAUAACAAAACUGGAUCAACAGUUUAUUCUGAGAUGGUUAUUACAUCUAUAAAAGAUGGAGAAAACAAAAGAAAUCAUGAGUGUAUCAUUGAUGAAGAUUGUGAAACAGGGAAAUAUUGCCAGUUCUCCAGCUUUGAGUACAAGUGUCAGCUCUGUAAAACCCAGCAUACACAUUGCUCCAGAGAUGUCGAAUGCUGCGGAGACCAGCUCUGCGUUUGGGGUGAGUGCAGGAAAGCUGCUUCAAAAGGAGAGAAUGGCACCAUUUGUGAGAACCAACAUGACUGCAACCCUGGAACGUGCUGUGCUUUUCAGAAAGAAUUACUGUUUCCUGUGUGCACUCCGUUACCUGAAGAAGGUGAACCCUGCCAUGAUCCUUCCAACAGACUUCUCAACCUGAUCACCUGGGAACUGGAACCUGAUGGAGUACUUGAGCGGUGCCCAUGUGCAAGUGGCUUGAUCUGCCAACCUCAGAGCCACAGCACUAUGUCUGUGUGUGAACUGUCCUCCAGUGAAACCAGAAAUAAUGAAAAAGAAGAUCCCUUAAUCAUGGAUGAGAUGCCAUUUCUCAGUUUGAUACCCAGAGAUAUUCUUUCUGAUUAUGAAGAAAGCAGCGUCAUUCAGGAAGUGCGUAAAGAAUUAGAAAGUCUGGAGGACCAGACAGGUUUGAAAGAGCCUGACUCAGCUCAUGACCUGUUUUUGGGAGAUGAAAUUUAAAGUCCAAACACCAGUUUAGUUAUUCAGUUAUUUCUUGGAAUUUUUGUCUAGUGUCUUGCUUAUAUAAACCCUAAACACGUACUGCUGGAUAGAAGUGCAAUAAACACGGUUUUCAAUGGGCAUCCUUUCCUUUGCACCAAAGCUGCUUGUUUCAGCUGUUGUUGAUUUCAUUCUAUCAAUCCUUGGAGCAAACCUCUGGUUAAAGACAAAUGAGAAGUACCAGUGUUUCCUUUGGAUUGGUACUUUCUCCUUUUAUGUUAGAACUAAAUUUAUCAGUGCUUGUACUCAUUAAAUAUAAGUAUACUAACUUAUUAGUGACCCUAGAAGUUUUGAGUAUUUCCUGUACAUAUUUUUAGAAUGGUUUAUUUUUCUAGAGUAAGAACCAUCUACUUGCUUUGGACUGUUUUUGCCCAUUGAUCUUGAGCUAUGUAUUUUUUUUCUUUCAAAAAUAUAAUCAGUGAAGCUGCAA
Molecule: messenger RNA, 1630 nt
Organism: Dromaius novaehollandiae (emu)
Lineage: Eukaryota; Metazoa; Chordata; Aves; Casuariiformes; Dromaiidae
Gene: DKK3
Product: dickkopf WNT signaling pathway inhibitor 3
Exons: 7
Coding region: 106-1161 (351 amino acids)
Biological process (GO): multicellular organism development; negative regulation of canonical Wnt signaling pathway
Cellular component (GO): extracellular region
Molecular function (GO): receptor antagonist activity; co-receptor binding
Source: RefSeq, a predicted model, not a curated record